This is a messenger RNA of Lucilia sericata (common green bottle fly), 933 nucleotides long. RefSeq names its product 40S ribosomal protein S8 (gene RpS8). Gene Ontology annotation, biological process: translation; maturation of SSU-rRNA from tricistronic rRNA transcript (SSU-rRNA, 5.8S rRNA, LSU-rRNA). NCBI's taxonomy places the organism in Eukaryota, Metazoa, Arthropoda, Insecta, Diptera, Calliphoridae. Bases 131 to 757 code for a protein of 208 amino acids. The transcript is spliced from 4 exons. Gene Ontology annotation, cellular component: ribosome; cytosolic small ribosomal subunit. The record is from RefSeq and is a predicted model, not a curated record. Gene Ontology annotation, molecular function: structural constituent of ribosome.
CAUCGCAUAGCAUUUGACAUUUCAAAAUGCAACACUGCGCAUAUUCUAUUACAAUAAACAUGUGACAACCGUUUGACACGAGCUAUUGCGUUUCUUUUUUGCUUCCUUUCCUUCUCUGUUUUUACUCAAGAUGGGUAUUAGCCGCGAUAGUGCUCACAAGCGCCGCGCCACUGGUGGCAAACGUAAACCUUUGCGCAAGAAGCGCAAGUUCGAGUUGGGUCGUCCCGCUGCCAAUACCAAGUUGGGUUCUCCCCGCGUACACAGUGUUCGCACUCGCGGUGGUAACACUAAGCUCCGUGCCCUCCGUCUUGAAACAGGUAACUUCGCCUGGGCCUCCGAGGGUGUUGCACGCAAGACUCGUAUUGCCGAUGUCGUCUACAAUGCCUCCAACAACGAAUUGGUCCGUACUAAGACCUUGGUAAAGAACAGCAUCGUUGUUAUUGACGCUACUCCCUUCCGUCAAUGGUAUGAAUCCCACUAUGUUUUGCCUUUGGGUCGCAAGCGUAACCCUAAGCAACAACAAAAGGAAGAUGACAAUGAUGUCCUCACCAAGAAACGUAGUGAAAAGACCAUGAAGAAGUACUUGGAACGUCAAAAGUACGCCAAGGUUGAACAAGCUUUGGAAGAUCAAUUCGUUUCUGGUCGUCUCUUAGCCUGCAUUUCAUCCCGCCCCGGUCAAUGCGGUCGUGCUGAUGGCUACAUUUUGGAAGGCAAAGAAUUGGAAUUCUAUCUUAAGAAAAUCAAGUCCAAGAAAUAAAUUAUUUCUUUAUUAUUAUUAUUAAUAACAGAAAAACAAACUCAAAUUACAAUACAAUUUUUAUUGUAAAAAACAUGCUGGGAGUUGUUGUUUAAAAAAGAAGAGUAUUUGUAGAUAAACAUCUGACAAAAGUAAUAAAAAACUGGAGCUCUGUUGAGUUUUUUUGUAAUUAAAAA